GUUUCAUUUGCCGUUGUCCUGUCAAUCAAACGGGAAGACGAAUCGCUGCUCUGGGUGGGCGGGGACAUUUAAAGAGCGCCUGACAUAAAUUCUAGUGACAGCGGCAUUGCGCCGCUCAAUGGUUUGAGCACCUUGAUCUCGUCUGCGUAGUGCUGAAGCAUGAGUGGUGCCAGUUUUGCCAGUUAUCAGUUAAAAAGCCUAAAAUUAAGUAGCAAACCUGAUUAAACCAUAUGUUUACUAAUUAUAGAUAAGUAGCCUGCAUAUGAAUCUAAGCGUGCUAUAUUAGUAGCUACAUUAUUUGUCGUAAUGGGCAACCACGAAGUUGUGAAAUCGCUUAAUAUAAUGGGAGACAGUAACCAGAGUGGUGUAACCAACAGAUCAAUCAGUGAUCGCGAUCGCUUUAAAAGUCUGGAAGAUAUUGAUGUGUCCGCCGACGGGAGUCCGGUGUUGAGAUGCUUGAUCUCCAUCACCUACUCUGUGGUUUGCGUCGUAGGUCUGAUCGGGAACCUGUUGGUGUUCUUUUUUAUUCGCGUGAGACAAGAGAGACGCAUAUCCAAAAUAAACGUUUUCAUCCUCAAUUUGGCAGUAACGGAUUUCCAGUUUGUGUUGACUUUGCCUUUCUGGGCCGUGGACACGGCGCUGGACUUCAGCUGGCCGUUUGGUGACGCCAUGUGCAAAAUCAUCCUGUCGGUGACCGUGAUGAACAUGUACGCGAGCGUCUUCUUCCUGACCGCGAUGAGCAUCACGCGGUACUGGUCAGUGGCUUCAGCUCUGAAGGACCGCAGCAGACAGAGCAGCUGCUCCAUCAGGUGGGUCAGCGUCGUCCUGUGGUCCCUGGCCACCGUGGCCACCGCACCAACAUCCAUCUUCUCCACAGUCACCAACGUGGCCGGGGAAAAACUUUGUUUAUUGCGGUUCCCCGACGGACAGUAUUGGUUGGCAGUCUAUCAUCUCCAGAAAAUACUAAUCGCUUUUAUUUUGCCGAUGGCAAUAGUCUCGAUCAGUUACCUGCUGCUGUUGAGGCUCAUCCGACAGCGGAGCAUGAAGAACAACUCAAAACGAAGAACGCAAGUCACAAAGUCUGUCACCAUCGUGGUCUUGUCGUUCUUCCUCUGCUGGAUGCCCAAUCAUGCCAUAACUUUUUGGGGCGUGCUGGUGAAAUUCAAUGCUGUGCAUUGGGAUAAGUCGUACUAUAUCGUUCACACAUAUGUGUUUCCUGUGACUGUGUGCCUGGCGCACGCGAACAGCUGUUUAAACCCACUUAUUUACUGUCUUAUGCGCAGAGAGUUCAGGAAAAAACUGAAGGACCUGUUUCUCCGAGUCUGAGAAACAGGUGCAUGUGCAGGCGACUCUGUCCAGUGGAACAAAUGGUAUUUCCUUGUUUAAAGGGUUAUUUAUUUCAAAUUUCACUUUCAGACAUAUUUACCCAACCUCCUGUUUUUCCAAGUCUGCAUGAGUUUAUUUCCUCAGUGGAGCUCAAAAUGGAUGUCAGUUCACAGGUUUGGGACAACAUGAGGGUGAGUAAAUAAGAAUAUAAUUUUUAUUUUUGGG
Messenger RNA from Carassius carassius (crucian carp), 1551 nucleotides. Its product is annotated as relaxin-3 receptor 1-like. Bases 307 to 1326 code for a protein of 339 amino acids. Gene Ontology annotation, cellular component: membrane. Gene Ontology annotation, molecular function: G protein-coupled receptor activity. The record is from RefSeq and is a predicted model, not a curated record. Gene Ontology annotation, biological process: G protein-coupled receptor signaling pathway; immune response. The transcript has a single exon. NCBI's taxonomy places the organism in Eukaryota, Metazoa, Chordata, Actinopteri, Cypriniformes, Cyprinidae.